This is a messenger RNA of Babesia microti strain RI, 1437 nucleotides long. RefSeq lists its product as hypothetical. The coding region runs from base 1 to 1437 and encodes 478 amino acids. NCBI's taxonomy places the organism in Eukaryota, Apicomplexa, Aconoidasida, Piroplasmida, Babesiidae. Gene Ontology annotation, cellular component: cytosolic small ribosomal subunit; ribosome. The record is from RefSeq and is a predicted model, not a curated record. Gene Ontology annotation, biological process: translation. The transcript has a single exon. Gene Ontology annotation, molecular function: structural constituent of ribosome.
AUGCAAGUGAAAGGUUAUUUCCUAUUAUUUUUAGCAAAUCCACUAAGACAUCAAAUUAACAAUAGCAAAGGUACCGAAUUUAGAGAAUCUACUGCGACAUAUAUCGGCGAGAAUCACAUUACUAGAAAUAACACGCUUAAUUGCUUAACAAAAGCAUAUUCAACGUCUAAAAACGUCUUUUCCACUAGUGAAGAAGGGGAACGUGAAUUGAAUAUUUCUGGAGAUACACCUCUGUCCGAUUUGUAUACCAAUCCUGGAAUCAAUUUUUACGAAUUUGAUGCCAUUGACAGCAGUGACUCAUGCUCGUACAAUCCCAAUUUUAUUCCUGAUUCGGACGUUUCAUCCCCAAACAUUCAGGCAUAUACACAUGAUAUAUCUCAAACAAAAUCUCAUCUGCCAGACGUAUCUCCAUCAUCUAAAUCUGUCGGGCCUAUUACCAAACGUCCAGCACCCAUUGAUUCAAAUAUAAUAUCUACUGCUAAAGGAGAUAAGCCCUUACCUACCGAAGAAAAAAAGGACACCAGUGAAAAUAAGAAGAAAAUAUUGACUGGACCAGGCAAGGGUCUAUUUGCCAAACAGAUCAAAUGCAUUGUCCAGGACAAAUUGCCGCAUCUGUAUAGUGCACGAACAAACUUUGUCAAACCGCAAAAUCAGCAAAUUUCUCACACAGAAAUUGCAGUGGAAAGUAGAACCCCCAAAAAGCUGCUCAAAUCUGCUAAAUCUCGCGUCUUUCCAGCUACUGAACUAAAAAAUUCACCAAGGGAUACUAGUGACAUCAAAUUGUCACAGGAGGCACCUAGUACUAGUACGAUAAAAAAAGGUACAACAUAUCCAAAAACAACCUCUCAGUCUAUAAUCUCGGAAUUUAAUAAUACUAGUGUCAUACACUCAGAUUUUGGAGGUGAAAUAGUUAAUGAUUUUUAUGACACAACACAAACUGUAAGUAAAAAAGAACAUAUAUCAACCUCUUCAACCUGGGACAUUUCCCCAUCUCAACUUCGUGUCAAAGGGGCCUACUUCAUUCAACGCUAUGUCCAGGAGUUGAGGGAACCCUUUAAAAGACACGAAAAGGAUACUGGUUCAUGCGAUACUCAGGUUGCGGCUAUAACUGCCAGAAUAGAUUACCUAAUCGAACACGUAAAAAGGUCCCCCAAGGACAUAUCUGCCAAGCUCAAACUACUCAAAUUGGCCCAUAGAAGGAGGAAGCACUUGGCUUAUCUUUUCAAAACAAAUAAGCAAUCAUUCCAGCGGUUAAUAGAUACUUUCAAGCUAUAUUUUGACACUAAACCUUAUACUUACGAGAAGGUUCUACCAGAUUACGUGUAUAGAAGGAGGAAUAGUACAAAGAGAGAGUAUACUAAGGAGGGUAGGAGCAAACCCUUCAUUUCAAGUCCUGCCAGAUUUGACAAUAUCACUCUUGAUAUGUUAAUUCGUUAG